AUGCAAGUGUCACAUUUGACUGCUUUCGAGUUACUCUUUACUACUUUGAUCUUCAUCAUCUUGGCCAAGCUUACUUCAAUACUGUACACACAGUUCACUUAUUGGAAGAGGAACAAAGUUCCGUACGUACGGUCAAGUCCUUUAUUUGGAACCGCUUGGAGAGUGUUCUUUCGCCUCGUCAGUUUCCCCAAUUACUGUAAAUAUAUUUACAAUUAUCACCCGGAUGCGAGAUACGUCGGAGUGAUGGAUUUCGCCACGCCGACCGUGAUCGUGCGCGAUCCAAAACUGAUCAAAGAGAUAGCCGUGAAGAAUUUCGACAAUUUCCCGGAUCAUCGAAGCUUCGUCACCGAGGAGAUGGAUCCUGUAUUCGGGAAGAACGUGUUCUCAUUGAAGGGUGACCGAUGGAGGGAGAUGAGGAACACACUGAGCCCCUCGUUCACGGCCAACAAGAUGAGAUUCAUGUUCGAUCUCGUGUCCAAGUGUUCCCGCGAUUUUGUCUCGUGUUUGCACGAUCGUUUGGAAUUUUCCUCCGAGAUCGAGGCGAAGAGCGUGUUCACCAGAUACUCGAACGACGUGAUCGCCACGGUUGCCUUCGGUAUAACCGUCAACUCGAUCGAGGAUCCGGACAACGAGUUCUACAAGAGGGGUAUCGAUGUAUCCACGUUCUCCGGCACGUUUCGUUUCAUAAAAUUCAUGCUGUUCCGUUUGAACCCGCGUCUGACGAGGAUGGCAGGCCUCACGUUCCUGUCCCGCGCUACGUCCAAAUUUUUCUGGAGAGUGAUCUCUGAAACGGUGACCGCUAGGAAGAGACGCGGCAUCGUCAGACCGGACAUGAUACACCUCCUGAUGCGGGCGACCGAUUCCAAGAAGAAAUCCACCCACGAGAUGACCAUCGAUGACAUCGUGGCGCAGGCGUUCAUCUUCUUCCUGGCCGGUUUCGACACAACUUCCACCCUGAUGUGUUACGUGGUCUACGAGCUUGCCCUGCACCAGGAUAUUCAACGGAGGCUGCGCGAGGAAGUGGACCGCCUGUUGGACGAUGGGAUGGAAAUCUCUUACGAGGACACGUUGGGAAUGGAAUACAUGGAGAUGGUGAUAUCCGAGACCCUUAGGAUGCAUCCACCGACGUUGUUAAUCGACAGACAGUGCGCCAAGGAGUUCCAUUUGCCUCCAGCGGGUCCAGGCUACGAAGGUGUUACGAUACAUCCCGGUGAAAAUAUUUGGUUCCCCGUUUUCGCGAUCCAUCGUGAUCCCGCGCAUUUCCCCGAUCCGGACAACUUCGAUCCCGAACGAUUCAAUCGUGAGAAUAAGAAUGGCGUCGAUCCUUACGCGUACAUACCUUUCGGGGUUGGCCCCAGAAAGUGCAUUGGCAAUCGUUUCGCGUUGAUGGAAACCAAACUUUUGAUCGUUCAUCUAUUGCGAAAGUUCGUUAUAAAGCCUGGCGAGAGAACCAAGCAUCCCAUUGUGUAUAAGAAGGCUGAUUUCACGUUGAUGCCGAAAGAUGGGUUUUGGAUCACUUUCGAGAAGAGAAACAAUUAAUUAAACUUACCUUCUUUUAUUACAUGUUAUUUAUAACAUCGAGGUACGCUUGAUGGCGAAGGAUAAUUCGAUAAAGACAGGUUGUAUUUCUGGUAAAGUUUAAUCUAAAUUCUAAUUUUAGUUUCAAUUUUUUGAAACUAAAAAUC
Apis laboriosa (Himalayan honeybee) is the source of this 1685-nucleotide messenger RNA. RefSeq names its product cytochrome P450 9e2-like. The record is from RefSeq and is a predicted model, not a curated record. The coding region runs from base 1 to 1539 and encodes 512 amino acids. Gene Ontology annotation, molecular function: iron ion binding; oxidoreductase activity, acting on paired donors, with incorporation or reduction of molecular oxygen; heme binding. The transcript has a single exon. NCBI's taxonomy places the organism in Eukaryota, Metazoa, Arthropoda, Insecta, Hymenoptera, Apidae.